GUGAUAAACGUUUCAUGUGUUGAGUUAUCUGUUUGUUGUUUGUUGUCUGCAAAUACGCACAAUUUUUUAAUCGUUAUGGGUCGAAAUGUUCUAGUUAGUAGCUUGCAGAAUGCGUCGUUUAGCAUCAUAUUCCAGAUAAUUUGCCGGUGUAUCACGUUUGCCAUUAAUGCGUUCAUAGUGAGGAACGUUGGACGCGAAGUACUAGGCAUAACGAAUGUACGACUUCUUCUGUUAGAAAGUACGCUGCUCUUCCUCUCAAAAGAAGCGAUAAUCCGUUCGGCUUUGAGCUCUCGCCACAACAAACAAUGCAGCUGGGCGCAGCUUAUUAACCAGCUAUGGAUAACCGUUCCGGUAUGCUUCACGUUAACCGUCCCAUGUUUGUACAUUUGGCUCAACUGGCUAUCGCCGGUCGAUGCAAUCUACGCCGAACAGUACCGGUUUGGUUGUUUUGCGAUAGCAUUUUCAUGCAUCAUAGAGAUGACCGCGGAGACACCCAUCUUCGUGGGGCAAGUGUUUUGUUUUGUGAAGCUGAAGGUCGUUCUCGACACCGGUCAUAUCUUCAUACGAUCGUUUAUUUUCAUCGUAAUCGUGUUGCUAAACAAAAACGUUACAAUUUAUGCCUUCGGAAUCGCACAAAUCACCAGCGCGUGCACUAUUAUCAUCGGCAAUUAUGCAUUCUAUUAUUUCUACAUACCGAGAUUAUUACGGUAUCGAGCUGAGCUUAAAAAGGUGGACGAUAAAUACGUGUUACGCGAGCGGUACGGCCAGAACUACGAAAACAUGGACGAUUUUCCCUUUGUGUCCAUCAAACAAAUGCUUCCAGCUGUGCUUCCAAACCCAAACUCUGUCUUUAACUCCGAUCUGCAAACUCUUGUUCUAAGCUUCGCCAAGCAAGGCAUACUUAAACAGGUACUUACCGAAGGUGAAAAGUACGUCAUGUCCGUCAGUCCCGUGCUUACGUUUAGCGAGCAGGCCACGUACGAUGUGGUCAACAAUAUGGGCAGCCUAGCUGCUCGAUUCAUAUUCCGUCCUAUAGAGGAUAGCAGUUAUUUCUACUUCACGCAGUCCAUCGCCCGCGACACAACCCUCACGGAACAGAAGCGUGAAGUCGUGCAGGAAGCGUCUGACGUUCUUGCAUACGUGAUGAAAACCGUCACCUCGAUCGGUUUGCUGGCGUUCGUCUUCGCUCAGAGCUACUCGGGAACCGUGCUACUCUUGUACGGUGGAGCAGAUUUUGUCGAAGGUGGCUUGCCGGAGCAGCUGCUCCGCUGGCACAGCCUGGCGAUCGUGCUACUGGCACCGAACGGCAUCACAGAGGGAUACAUGUUUGCGACCAACACCUCCAAGCAGAUCGAUACGUACAACUACUAUAUGGCUUUCUUUUCCGUUACGUUUCUGCUGCUGUCCUAUCAGCUUACCAACUGGUUCGGACCGGUCGGGUUCAUAUUGGCCAAUUGUUGCAACAUGAGCUUCCGCAUCAGCUACAGCGUGUUCUACAUCAACAAGCAUUUUCGGUCGGUUGGAUUGAGCCCGCUACGAAAGGCACUGCCCGGUCCGAUGUACCUGAGCAUGUUGGCUGUGUGUGGGAUCGUUUGCAAAGUGUCCGAGGCAUACUUUAGCAAUAGCUGUAUCCUUUGUCACCUGCUGAUUGGAGCAAUUUGUACCGGCCUAUCAAUUGGCACGUGGAGCUUUGAAAAUCGAGAUCUUUUACGCACGGGAUUGGCACGGUAUCGUACUCGGAAACAGAGCCUAACGCCAAGCUAAGCUUAUUGGCGCUGUUUUUGAUUCGCUUGCCGAUAUUGAAUCUAUACCAAAGACGUAGCAGCUCAAUUAUCAGAAAAGCUUGGGAUUCUUUUCGUUUACACAGGUAACUGGUAAACGACUCAGAAUUCCGUCCCUCUAGCAGUUUAGAGAAUUUGCUUUGGCCUCUCUUCGCCCAUAUCCAGCAACGAAUGUGAUAUACAUGUCC
Anopheles nili is the source of this 1969-nucleotide messenger RNA. RefSeq names its product protein RFT1 homolog. Gene Ontology annotation, cellular component: endoplasmic reticulum membrane. NCBI's taxonomy places the organism in Eukaryota, Metazoa, Arthropoda, Insecta, Diptera, Culicidae. The transcript is spliced from 4 exons. Bases 76 to 1764 code for a protein of 562 amino acids. The record is from RefSeq and is a predicted model, not a curated record. Gene Ontology annotation, biological process: glycolipid translocation; dolichol-linked oligosaccharide biosynthetic process.